Amaranthus tricolor (Joseph's coat) is the source of this 3187-nucleotide messenger RNA. Its product is annotated as abscisic acid 8'-hydroxylase 1. Lineage: Eukaryota; Viridiplantae; Streptophyta; Magnoliopsida; Caryophyllales; Amaranthaceae. Gene Ontology annotation, molecular function: heme binding; monooxygenase activity; iron ion binding. The record is from RefSeq and is a predicted model, not a curated record. The coding region runs from base 497 to 1729 and encodes 410 amino acids. The transcript is spliced from 10 exons. Gene Ontology annotation, biological process: sterol metabolic process; brassinosteroid homeostasis; multicellular organism development.
AAACCAAACAAAUUGUGAAAGUAACGGCUCUGUUCAAAACCAGAUAUCAGGUUGAUCCGAAUCCGGAAAUUCGGGUAUUUGGUUUUUCAGCUCAGGUCGAUCCGAAUGUUUUUUUUUAUAAAAUUUAAAUACUAACUCUAAAAAAAAGGAAAAAUCCGCGGGAGAACAAUUAUAUUAAUAUUCAGCUCAGGGUUAGCUUGAGAGAUACUAUGAUGAUUUUAUUUACGAAAAAAGCAAAAAAAAAAUAAAUAAAUAAAACCGAAUAUCGGAUACCCGGUUUCCAAAAAAUAUGUGAUCCGGUAUUUGGCUUUAAAAUCGGAUACCUGAUCUGGAUUAUCUGGUUUGUAAAAAACGGAUAAUUUAUCUGGUUUUGAAAACAGAAUAAUCCGGAUAAGAUAUAAUUGCACACCCCUACUAACGGUAUUAACUUCCAAUCAUGUUCUUCUUUAUCUUCAUUCCCUCUCAAUUACAGUGAAGUAUACCAAACACCCCUUUAAUGUAUGGGAAUUGUUUUAAGACACAUAUAUUUGGGGAGACCAAUGUAUUUGUGUCAAACACUGAGUCAGCAAAGGAGAUAUUAAGCAAUGAUUUAGGAAAGUUUACAAAGAAGUACAUAAGAUCAAUUGGAGAGGUUGUUGGGUCUCAAAGCUUACUUUGUGCAUCUCAUCAAAACCAUAAGUUACUUCGGUCACAUCUUCUCGACUUAUUCACAUCAAAUUCUAUUUCUCAUUUCACCACCCAAUUUGAUGAAUUGGUUGUCAAUACUCUCUCAACUUGGGAACGUAUGGACCAUGUUUUCAUACUCGAUGAAGCACUUAAGAUGACUUUAAAGGCAAUGUGCAAAAUGCUAUUAAGCCUAGAGGGUAGAAAUGAAGAGUUAUGUUUACUGCAAAAGGAUGUUGCUUAUGUUUGUCAAGCAAUGCUUGCAUUUCCAUGGAAGUUUCCAUGGACUACUUUCAGCAAAGGUCUUAAGGCAAGAAAAAGGAUAAUGGAGAUGCUAACAAAGAUGAUAAAGGAAAGAAAAGAUAAAGAAUCAAUACAAGAUCCUUCUGUUUAUGAUCACAAAGAUGUUCUACAAUACCUGCUGUCUAUCGAAGAUAACAUUUUUACAGAUGCACAAAUCAAAGAUAACAUUUUAACCAUGAUAAUUGCAGGCCAAGACACUACAGCAAAUGCAAUGACUUGGAUGGUCAAAUACUUAGAUGAAAAUCAAGGUGUCCUUGCAACUUUACAGGAUGAAGUAAAGUACUUACAGAAGCGAGUAGCCAACAAAUCAUUUCUUACGCUAAAAAUUCUAAAUGAGAUGACUUAUGGUGCCAAGGUUGUAAAAGAAACGUUGAGGAUGGCGUCCAUAGUACCUUGGUUCCCCAGAGUUGCACUUAAUGACUGUGAAAUCUCAGGAUUUACGAUCAAAAAAGGAUGGACUGUGAACGUGGAUGCAAGAUCUAUACAUUUUGAUCCAAGUUUACAUAAAUCAGAUCCUCAUAAGUUCAUUCCAUCUAGGUUUGAAAAUGAAGUAAAAGCAUACAGUUUCUUAGCAUUUGGUGCAGGGGGAAGAACAUGUCUUGGCAUGAAUCUUGCCAAAACUAUGAUGCUUGUGUUCCUUUACCGCUUAGUUACCACUUACUCGUGGGAGGUGACCGAUCCAGAUUCAAGUGUGGAAAAUUGGGCAUUAUUUGCGAGGUUAAAAAGUGGUUGUCCUGUUCGAGUAAAACCUCUAUGCAACUAAUUUAUGGAUAAAAGAGUUAAGGCACGUUUUAUAUAAAAAACAGAAAUGGAAUGAAAAUCAAUAUGAUAAUAACACGUUAAUGUUAUUAGUUUUUUGGUGUUACAAAUAGAAAUAAAUUCUCUUAUAGUUUUGUGUAACAAAAGUGUGGUAUACCUAUAAAAAUAAAAUAAAAAUUAAUUUUGUCAAAAAAAAUUCCAGAUCUUCUACCACCUUCCAUUGGCCUUUCCCUUUAACCCCAACAUUCUAUAUGAACCCUUAUCCUCCUAUUCAUUAUUGUCAUCAAUUUUACAGUUUCAAAACAGAAUCUCAUUUGAUCAAAUUUUUCAUCUCUCUAGAAACUACAUUUGCAAUCCAAAUUUGAACUUCAUUGCAAAUUGGUACCUUUGUCCAUCUCAAUAAAGGCAGCAAAGGAUAAUUCAGUAAAGUUCUACAUUAGGUAUUAAAAGAGGAGAUAUUUAGACCCAAUAAUGGUACGAAAGGAUGUAGAAGGUGAUGAAAAACAGAAUAUAAACAUUAGAGAUGAGAAACAACAUACACAACAAGUUUAUAAGGUAUCUUUGAUACCUCCUCUUCAACAAAUGUUUUUCAUUAACGGAUUCCACAAUACAUUAAUGAAUAAACCCGCAUACUUGAGAACAAGCUCUCAAGAGAAAUAUCCCAUCUAACAAUGAAGAAUACCCUCAAUACUAAUGCAUAGAAGAAAUGUUCUCUUGGUUUUCACCCUAGCCAAUCUCUCUAUGAAUUAUCCCUUUCAACAUGUGUUGUGUAUUAUUUUAUGAAGUUAUAAGCCCUUUAAAUAGAGGGCGUACAACAUUCUGGAACCACAAUAGCUUAGCAAUAAUCUCACAAUAACUCAUGGAUUGACUCCCUUUCAUUUCAACCUUAAAGAAAAAAACUUAAAAAAUUAAUCGUUAAACUUCUAAACAUGUUGCUCGAAUGAGGCUCACAUCUGUUCGAAUGAGCAACUAUGUUUUGCCCUCACUGCCUGUUGCUGCUCAUUAUGCUUGGACGAGCGCUCAUGCUUGAACGAGCACUUCAACUCUAGCAUCUCUCAGCUGCAAGAUUGUGCCUCAUUUUAGCUACCCUUCUCUAUGCCUUGUCUCGUUCAAAACAUGUUUAUCUUUUCGUGCAACUUCUUGCAUUGAUCAAGGCUUCCUCUGCCUUGCCCAAUGCAAUCCUUUUGCAACACAUUCUUGUUUUUCGUUGCACCAUCAACACGACGCACAAAAAACCCUCUUGCGUUGCUCCUUUGAAGCCCCACAAUCAAUGAACGCAACUCUUUUGCACCCUCAUCGUUGCUCAAAACAUGAUGUGUCUUGUCUUGAGUCAUCAAGUCAUCACCUUCGCUACUAAUUUUUUUGCUUAUAUAUUACAUGCUACUUGUAGUAACACCUUGAUAGAGAUGAUCUAGAUUCUCUCUUACCUAGGUUUACAUUCUCUCAAUCCCAUUAUGUUUGC